AUGGAGCCCGCGGCGGCCGGGCGGGCGGAGAAGACGUUCAGCUACGUGGUCAGAGCCCCCGGCAGGGACGGCUUUGACGUGAUGAACGUGGACGUGAAGAUCGACACGUCCUGGGUCUUCCAGGACGCGGAGGACAGCGGCGAGGAGCAGGGACGGCCCCCGGAAGGAGCAGCCCCCGGGAGCCCCGACGUGGACACGGGGACGCUCCGGAGGCAGCUGGAGUCCUCGGAGCAGAAGCUGCUGGCCGCCGUGGACAAAUACGUGGGGUCGGAGUCUGGGCUCAGGAGCAGAAUCCGGGAGCUGGAGCGGUCGGAGCGGGAGCUCCUGCGGAAGGUGGACCAGCUGAGCGCCCGCGCGUGCCGGGAGCGGAGCGCCUCCCUCCGGGCCCAGGAGCAGCUGGAGGCGCUGCAGGGGGAACUCGCCUGCCAGGUUCUGGAGCGGGAGCGCGCGGCCCGGCGGCUGCAGCGGCUGCGGGAGCAGCUGCGGCACAAGGACGAGGCGCUGGGGCGGCGGACGGCGGCCCUGGAGCGCUGCCGGCGGACCCAGCGGCGCGAGCUGGGCCUGGUGCGCGAGCAGGAGCGGGCCCUGCGGGCGCAGGUGCAGCGGCUGCAGCGGGACGUGCGGCGCCUCUGCCGCGCCGCGGGCCUCCUGCUGGCCGAGCUGGACGCCCCGGCCCUGGGCAGCACUCCGCCCCCGGGCCCCGCCGGCCCCCAGCGCGACCCCGAGGAAGCCGCGGAGGUGCGCGCCCUGCAGGCGAGGGCCGAGCGCGGCGAGCGGGAGCGGGACGAGGCGGCGCGCCGGCUGCGGGAGCAGCACGCCACGCAGCGCCAGCUCCGGGGGCAGCUGGAGGAGCUGCGCUGCCGCCUCUACGGGCUGCAGCUGUCGGAGAUCGGCCUGCAGAGCCGCGUGGAGGACCUCGCCGAGCAGAACCGGCGCCUGCGCGAGGAGCUGGGGGCCCAGGCCCCGGGGGAGCGAGUGCGCAGCGCGCCCCCUGCUGGCCACGGGAGCCUGGACGCCUGGGGCCGUGUCCAGGACGAGUGGCUGCUCCUGCCCUGGGAGGAGGCGCUGGAGGCCUGCGGACGCCCCGGCUGGCAGACACCUCCCCACCCCGACGGGGCCCCGGGACCACGCGCCUCCGCAGGCGAGCCGGCCCAGGUGCCCUGCGCCUGGGGUAGCGUCGAGGCUGGACGAGGCCCCUCGGAGCUGGUGCCCGGCCUGGGGACUGCAGCUGGGCUCCUGGGAGAGCUGGUGGCUCCUGACCACGGACGGCCUGCUCCGGCUGAGCCUGCCCCGCAUGGACAGACUCUCCUCCUGCUCUGUGGCUGCCCCUCGGGGCAGAGCGCCGACGCCUCCCUCCUCCCCGCGGAGCUGGCCUGGAUCCCCGCGCAGAGGCCAGCAGCCACCGCGGCCCAGGAGUCCCUCCUCCUGGUGCAGACGUCCGUGCUCCCGCCCUGGGGGCCCGCCGGUGGCCCCGCUGCCCUGCUGCUCCAGGCCGUGUUUCCAGAGCCCCAGAUCCAACAGGGGCUGGACGCUGCGCCCCUGCCUGCGCCCCGAGCCGUGGGACAGUCUUGCUGGAACCACCCCCCGACAGGGAGCCACGGAGCCCCCCUCUGCCGGGAGACCCCACAGACUCCAUCCCACCGCUUUCCUGGGACAGGGCCCGGCGAUCAGAGUGGCCCGUGGGAGGAGGGAGGAGGAGCCGCGGAGUGGAGAGCCGAGGCGUGGGGGGCGAGCAGGACAUGGGGCAGGAAGGAGGAAGACCUCAGGGACAGGUGCCAGCGGCGUCAGGGAAGUCAGGAGGACCCCAGCGUGGAGGACGGUGCUGAUGCCCUGGGAGGCCUGCAGAACACACGUGGGGCUUCCGGGCCCCUGGCCGCCUCCUGCCCUCGGCCCGGGUGGGAGCUCCCCCCGCCUCUUCCCCAGGGGGAGGCCGCCACGGCCACCGAGGGCCCCUUGUCCCUGGGCAGCAGACGGCGGGUGGAAGGGCACGUGUGGGGGCUCCUAGGAGGGCCUCACGGUGCCAAAGGGCCGUCUCCACCCGGCGCUCAGCUCCCGGAGGAGGACGGAGCCCCCAGGAGCCCCCAGGGCCACGAGGACAGCCCCUUGUGGGCCGUCACUGCCCCGCUGCUGCUGGAGGAACGCCCCGGGGAUGGGGGGCCCGGCCAGGAGCAGCCGCUGUGUCUGGAAGGAUCCAGCGUGGGCGCCAAGGAAUGGGAGGCGGAGGAAACCCUCUUCCUCGGGGGAGAGGGCGGUUUGCUGCCUCCCACACGGGCCUUCUCGCCCGCGGGAGCCCAACCUGCCAGGCCCCCAAGGCCCCCGACGCCCCCACGCGAAGGACAGGCCGGGCCUGCGCUCACAAUAGAGGCGUUCGCGGAGGAGAUGGAGGCCUGCUUCCUGCAGCUGUCGGUCCUGAGGCGUGGGAGCGGGGGCUGGGGGUGCGCGGCGGCCCCGUUGGCGGGGGAGGACGGGGGCUCUGCAGGGCGCAGUGGCCGGGAGCGCACCGAGGCUUGGGAGACGGGUCCGGCGAAGGCAGCAGGCCCCGAGGGGAGUCGUGAAGACGUGAGGCCAGGAGAGACCGAGGCCCUGGGCACCGGCCAUGUUCUCCCAGGGGCGGGGCCUGAUUCGGGGGACCUGCGCCCCGGCCCAGGGGGGCCCUCGGAGCUGGGCCAGAGCCCCCGUCCGCCACCGAGGGCCCUGGAGCGCACCAGGAGCCGGUUUCGUCGGCUGGUCGCCGGACUGAAGGAGGAGAGGAGCCGCGUUUUACAGGACAACGCCCGGCUUCGGCGAGACCGGGAGCGAUGCCAGGGAACCAUCCGGGCCCUCCGGACGCAGAGCGAGAGGCAGGCGGGCAGAGUCUCCGCGCUCGAGCGGGACAACGGGGCGCUGCUGGGCGACGUCUCCCGCCUGCGCGGGGAGCUGGACCAGUACCUGCAGCUCCUCGCCGACCUGGAGGACUGCAACGGGAGGAGCUACCGCCGGAUCUCCGAGCUGGAGGAGGAGAACGAGAGCCUGCGGCGGGGGCUGGGCCGGCUGCAGACGGCCGUGUCCGCGGGCGCCCGGCGGUGCCGGGGCCUCAUGCAGGACGCCGCCCAGGAGAACCGGGAGCUCAAGGCGCUGAUCUCGGAGCUCGGGCUGGGCUACAAAGAGCUGGUCAGGGAGGUGGUGCUGGGGAUAGAGGACAUGAUCGGGGCCCUUCGCGGGGAGAACGCGCACCUGCUGCGCAGGAUCCGGGUCCUGGAGAGGGAGGUCGCCCUGGGGGUGAGCUCAGACGCGGGGCGUCUCCGGGGAGCGGAGCAGCGCCCCCAGGGGAAAAGCCAGGUGGGGGCUGUGGACAGGGCGGUGCAGGCGAGUCCGCCCUCAGAGCCGCUGACGGCGGGAGCCCCUGGGCCGCCCUUGGAGAAGGACACGGGUCUGCCCGGAGGAGAGAGGGUGGGCCCUCCCGCGGGCACAGAGAGUCCCAGGCGUGGAGCUGAGGCGGCCACUCCUCCGCUGGUCGGGAGAAGGGCCGGUGUGUCCGGUGUCCUGCCGGGAGACAUCCGUGGGACGGGAGUGGAAGAGGCCGCGGUGGGGAAAGAGGACGGACCGCGGCGCUCUGCGGGCCCAGGGCUGGCGCUGACGCCCCUGGGCAGCGGCCACCAGCCCCCGGGCGCCGAGGCCGAGGCCGAGACCGCGGAGGAGGCCCUCCGGCUGCGUGUCCGGCGGCUCCACCACCAGGUGCGGACCCUGCAGUGCCAGCUCAGGGACCGGGCGUCUGCCGGCCGGCAGCUGCAGGCGGCCCGCGACCAGGCCCUCCGUCGCCGGGACCAGCUCCAGGGCCAGGUUGACGAACUUCAGAGAAAGCAACACGAGGCGACCUUGGCUGUGACCCCUCUGAAGGCCAAGCUGGCCUCCCUGGUCCAGAAGUGCCGGGACAGGAACCACCUGCUCACGCACCUGCUGCGGGAGCUGAGCCGCCACGGGCCGGCCGAUCGCCUGCUCUGCCAGACGGUGCGCAGCAUGGUAGACGACGUGGCGCUGGCCGAGUACACCGCCACCUUCCUGCCUCCCGGGGCCCCAGAGGCCCGCCGCCACCCCGCCGGGGAGCCGGAGACGCCAGCGGCUGUGACAGCUCAGAGCGCUCUCCUGAGUCCUGACAUGGACAGCGCCCUCCCAAGACCGUGGAGUCCGGAGCCCUGGCCCGUGACUGCGGCGGAGUGGCCAGCACAGACAGCGCGACUGGGUCCUCCGGAGCCUCCCCUGCCUCCGGGGCCGACGCCCGAUCCUGGACCUCGCCCGGCCGUGGCCACUGAGGCGCCGGGACUCCCCGAGCAGCGUCUGCGAGACGGAGGCGGAAUGUCCUGCCCGGCCCCCCAGGCCGCCGGCCCCCCGCCCUCCGAGCUGCUGAGCCCCGCCAGGAUCCUGGCCUUCCACCGGGAGCUCAGCCGGAGCGUCCGCGGCAGUCGCCGGGUCACUGCGUCACCGCUGGAGCUAUGA
This is a messenger RNA of Eptesicus fuscus (big brown bat), 4473 nucleotides long. RefSeq names its product chromosome 2 C4orf50 homolog (gene C2H4orf50). The coding region runs from base 1 to 4473 and encodes 1490 amino acids. The transcript has 14 exons. Lineage: Eukaryota; Metazoa; Chordata; Mammalia; Chiroptera; Vespertilionidae. The record is from RefSeq and is a predicted model, not a curated record.